GUGUGCGCCCCGGGCGGGCAGCGCGGAGCAGCGCAGCGGGCCGCCGCGGCCGCACAGAUUCGCUCCGCCUGGAGUGUCCAGGUGUCUCCAAAACCUGGGUGCCCACGACUCCCAUCGAUGCUUCUUGGAGCUCAGUCCCUGGUGUCRCCGCGGGCCCCUUAAUAGUCGCGGGACUCUGAGGACCAAAUCAGCYCCUGCAGACUCUCCCGGUGAAGAGAAGGAACAGGCUGUGGGCUGGAACUUGGAAGGGACGACGUGUAGGAGCCUUUGCUGAGCGUCAGGAGAGAGGCGUCCGCUCCCUGCGCGGGAUCAGCCAGAGACGCCAAGCUUUGGGGCCUGAGGCACCUCCAAUGGAUUUGUGAUCUGCGUGGGCAGCUCUCCCAGCAGCCCUGGACAGCAGCCCAGGCAUGCGGCUACCGCGCGUCUCCGGCACUGUAGUGACUGCACUCCUGCUGGCGCAGACCUGCCUUCUGCUCUUCCUGGUCUCCCGACAAGGGCCGUGGUACCCAGCCGGCGGCAAGCAGCGUGUGCACGUGUUGGUGUUGUCCUCUUGGCGCUCGGGCUCAUCCUUCGUGGGCCAGCUCUUCAGCCAGCAUCCAGACGUGUUCUACCUGAUGGAGCCAGCGUGGCACGUGUGGGCUGCCCUGUCGCAGGGCAGUGCUCCAGCGCUGCACAUGGCUGUUCGCGAUCUGGUGCGCUCUGUCUUCCUGUGCGACAUGGACGUGUUCGACGCCUACCUGCCGUGGCGCCGCAACCUGUCAGACCUCUUCCAAUGGGCGGUGAGCCGCGCGCUGUGCUCGCCCCCCGCCUGCAACGCCUUCAGUCGCGGCGCCAUCAGCAGUGAGGCUGUGUGCAAGCCACUGUGCGCGCGGCGGCCCUUCGGCCUGGCCCAGGAGGCCUGCCGCUCCUAUAGCCACGUGGUGCUCAAGGAGGUGCGCUUUUUUAACCUGCAGGUACUUUACCCGCUACUCAACGACCCAGCGCUCAACCUACGCAUCGUGCACCUGGUGCGCGACCCAAGGGCGGUGCUGCGCUCCCGAGAGCAGACCGCCAAGGCGUUGGCGCGCGAUAACGGCAUAGUGCUGGGCACCAACGGCACGUGGGUGGAGGCCGACCCCCGCUUGCGCGUGGUGAGCGAGGUGUGUCGCAGCCACGUGCGCAUAGCUGAGGCCGCUCUGCACAAGCCGCCGCCCUUCCUGCAGGGUCGCUACCUCCUGGUGCGCUUCGAGGACCUGGCGAGGGAGCCGCUGCGCGAGAUCCGCGCACUCUACGCCUUCACCGGCCUGAGCCUUACGCCGCAGCUCGAGUCCUGGAUUCACAAUAUCACGCACGGGUCGGGGCCCGGUGCGCGCCGAGAGGCCUUCAAGACUACGUCUAGGGAUGCACACAACGUCUCCCAGGCCUGGCGCCACUCGCUGCCCUUCAGCAAGAUUCGGCGCGUGCAGGAGCUGUGCGCUGGCGCCCUGCAGCUGCUGGGCUACCGGCCCGUGUACUCUGAGGAUGAGCAGCGUGACCUUAACCUGGACCUCGUGGUGCCUCGCGGUCCCAGCAGUUUCAGGUGGGCGUCGCCCACCGAUGAGCACUCCAAGCCUUAGCGGAGGGUCCUAGUUGCGGCGGCAGUUUGGAUACCGGAGGAGCGUGUAAGAAGGAGAAGUGGACAGGCGCAUGGGAAAGUAGAGUCAGCCACCAGAGAAGCAGGGAGAGUCCAGGAUUCUCCCCUGUACUAGGAAAGGACCAAGUCUUUCUCCCCGAUUCUCAGCUUUCUUUCCUUUGCGCCCUCUUCAGGAGCUGGUUUCCCUACACGUAUGCUCUCCACGGAAAGCAAAACUCUCAUCCCACUUCCCUUGGGCACUACUAAAGCAUUUUCUUUCCCCUUGAUUCUUUCCUCCCUUGGGACGCAGUAGUUGAGAAGGACGUCUAGCUCUGGCUGGGAGUGGAGGGGCACAGCAGUGAGCUGGCUCCUGAAGUUUGUACAUCAUCUCGUGCUGCCUCCCCCAUAUGCACCCUGGACUCCGUUCCCCCACGCCCUCUGCGCCAUACUUCAUUAGAGCCACAGGUUAUAGUCACCUGUAUCUUUAGUGAGAAAUCAGAGAAGAUGCCUCGGUCUUGUGGUCUUCCAUCAGUGUCUGUCUGCCCCAUCUCCCAGGAGCCCACACCCCUCCCCAUCACCCUGCUCAGGUACGAUGAACCUUUGAUUUGCCCUGAGAGGAGAGAUCCAACUUAUGAAAAUAAACG
Messenger RNA from Urocitellus parryii (Arctic ground squirrel), 2235 nucleotides. Lineage: Eukaryota; Metazoa; Chordata; Mammalia; Rodentia; Sciuridae. The record is from RefSeq and is a predicted model, not a curated record.